This is a messenger RNA of Notodromas monacha, 2124 nucleotides long. Lineage: Eukaryota; Metazoa; Arthropoda; Ostracoda; Podocopida; Cyprididae. The record is from the annotation of a GenBank genome assembly.
AUGAAAGACGGUUCGGCGAGCGAGUUUGUGGGCAAUGGGGCCGGAAGUGGGCUCAAGUUCCGCGUUGUCGCUGGCCGCAGCAAGGGCCUCUACGACGUUCCGGGGCGUAAAGCCGAGAAGACGUCACUGGUCAACGUGCGGGUGACGACGAUGGACGCGGAACUGGAGUUCGCGAUCCAGCCGAACACGACGGGCAAGCAGUUGUUUGACCAGGUCGUCAAAACGAUUGGCCUCAGGGAAGUCUGGUUCUUUGGGCUCCAGUACACGGAUUCCAAGGGUUACCCGACCUGGUUGAAGCUGACGAAAAAGGUCAGUCCGCAGCACUUGUCUAAAAACUCUAGAUCAUACGUCGACGAUGCAAAGAGCCAAAGGUUUCCUUCGUGGUUCAGGAAGCAUGAACGAUUUGGAUUUGGUGAGGAUUUGAAGCGAAUAUUAGGAACAGAGAAAAAAGCUGCGAGUAGCUUGUGCACCGAAGUGAAAAAGGCAAGAGUAAAUGUUGGCACUCUGAGAGUAGGUCGUCUGUUUGUCAUACUGAACUUAGGGUUAGCUAAAGUGCUGAGCCAAGAUAUCAAGAAGGAAUCGCCGCUGCUGUUCAAAUUCCGCGCCAAAUUCUAUCCCGAAGACGUGGCCGAGGAGAUCAUCCAGGACAUCACUCUGACUGUUCUACCUGCAAGUGAAGAACUCUAUUCUCUCACUGCUCUAAAUAACAGGCGGCCUCUGCAGCCAGGACAACCGCAGAAUGCGGCAAGUGCAGUUCAUGACGCUAAUGUGAGGCCUUCAAGUAUGCGGCCCAAAAGAGUCGUUACUGGCAAACGAAGGGCAGCGCUCAUUCUACCCGCAUUUAAAAAUAUUUUUAUUAACCUUCGCAGAGUUAUGGAUCAACACAAGCUCAGCCGAUCGGAAUGGGAGAACCGGAUCACGAAUUGGUACAAGGAGCAUCGUGGGAUGAUGAGGGAAGAAGCAAUGAUGGAGUAUUUGAAGAUCGCCCAGGACUUGGAAAUGUAUGGAGUGAACUACUUCAGCAUCAAGAACAAGAAAGGUACGGAUCUCUGGCUCGGCGUUGACGCCUUGGGCCUGAACAUCUACGAAAAAGACGACAAGCUUACCCCGAAAAUCGGGUUUCCGUGGUCUGAAAUCCGUAACAUAUCCUUCAAUGACCGCAAGUUUGUCAUCAAGCCGAUCGACAAGAAGGCACCCGACUUCAUCUUUUUCGCACCGAGGCUGAGGAUCAACAAGCGUAUCCUGGCGUUGUGUAUGGGCAACCACGAGUUGUACAUGCGUCGAAGGAAGCCGGACACGAUCGAAGUGCAACAGAUGAAGGCCCAGGCCAGGGAGGAGAAACUGCAGAAGCAGCAGGAGCGCGAGCGAUUGCAGCGGGAAAUCCAGGCCAGGGAAAUGGCCGAGAAGAAACAGCUGGAAUACGAAGAACGCCUUCGAGAGAUGCAGAAAGAAAUCAGUCUCCGUCAAAAAGAAUUGGCCGAGGCCCAGGAGACGAUUAGCAGACUGGAGUCACAGAUGAAGGACUUGCAAACUGCCAAACAGGAGUUGGAGUUGCAGCAGAAUGAAUUGUCUGAAAUGAUGAAGCGUCUCGAAGAAGCCAAGAACUUGGAGGCUGCUGAAAGGUGGAAGUUGGAGGAAGAGAUCCGGCUGAAGCAGGAAGAGGUGAUGAAGAUCCACGAGGAAGUGGAGACCAAGGACCAGGAAACUCGGCGCUUGCAGCAAGAAGUGGAGGAGGCGCGGCGGAAGCAAGAAGAGGCCACGGCCGCCUUGAUUUCGGCGUCAUCCACGCCGCAGCAUCACCACGUGGAGGAGGCGGACGUGCACGAGGGCGACGACGACAUGCCUAAUGGCGGCGACGUGUCCCGCGACCUCCGCAACGACGACCUGGCCAUCCACGACCCCAUUGAGGACCGCAUCACGCUCCAGGAGAAGAAUGAGCGGUUACAGAAUCAGCUCAAGAAACUGAAGAGCGACCUAGAGGAAACACGAGACGAGCAAAAGGAAACGCAAAUGGACCGGCUUCACAAGGAGAACGUGAAAAUGGGUCGCGACAAGUACAAAACCUUGCGCGAGAUCCGCAAGGGAAACACGAAACGCCGCGUCGACCAAUUCGAGAACUUGUAA